GUUUAGUUGGGAGUUUCUUCCGUUACAGUCAAGAAGUAGCCUACGAUACUUUUAUCUGACGCGGCUUCUGUGCCUUUUGAAAAAAACCCCGGACAGAAACUUUUUUUUUUUUUUGCCGGAUGCUGGGAUACAGUUACGUGCUCUGGGCAUUUCAUAGCAAUAGCGAAACAUUUUUCUCUCUGUAUUUGUUCACAGUUGCGAGGAAGGAUGGCAGCAAUCAAGGCACUCCAGCAAUGGUGCAAAAUUCAGUGUGAUGGCUAUCGAGAUGUGAAUAUCAUCAACAUGACAACGUCGUUCAGGGACGGACUGGCCUUUUGCGCGCUUAUCCACAAACACAGACCGGACCUAAUAAACUAUGGCUCUCUCACUAAGGAAAAUGUUUACGACAACAACAACUUGGCGUUCCGCGUGGCGGAGGACCACCUGGGCAUCCCGGCGCUGCUGGACGCGGAGGACAUGGUGGCUCUGAGAAUCCCCGACCGCCUCAGCAUCCUCACCUACGUGUCCCAGUACUACAACUACUUCAACGGCCGUGCCCCCAGUGGGGGUGUGGGCGGAGUCAAGAGACCAGCGGAGGGGUCCAAGGAGGAGCCUUCGGGGAAGAAGAACCUGCCGGUGAUCGCCAAGCCCCUCCCCUGCAAACUUGCGGUGGAGAAUCGCCCGCCCCUCGCCGUUACAGUCACCGCACCCUCUGGGCACUUGCCAAAAUUACCUCCCGCUGCUGACAAGCCGCUUCCUCAGAAGGAAGUUUUGGUGGAGAGCUCCAAUAAUACAGGGACCAUUAGCAGCACCUGUGUGGUUUGUAAACACCAUGUUCAUCUCGUCCAGCGCCACCUGGUGGAUGGGAGGCUCUACCACAGGAGCUGCUUCAAGUGCAACGAAUGCUCGAAAACCCUCCUCUCUGGAGCCUAUAAAGGCGGACCGGAACCAGGAAGCUUCACGUGCACCGCUCACCAGAGCUCCCAGAACAACUGCAAGAUGACGGCUCCGAGUGACGCUGCUCCCUCCCCCCACCCCGUCUCCGUUCUCUCUGCCCCAAUCAGAACGGAAGCCAAGCCCGUAGCCCCGCCUUCUGCCACCUCGAACUGGACCACCUCAGCCCAGAAGACCCAGGCGGCCCGCCAGCGGUUUUUCACGUCCGCUCCCGCUGUGGCUGACCCCACGCCCUCCAGCAGGCGGGCCCCGGCGGCCCCAGAGAGCAGGGGCCCCAGCAGGGACCUGGAAGAGAAGAAGCCAGACCGUGCCAGUUCACUGAUGACAGGGAACCUGUCGGAGGGCAACUGCAACAAUAACAAUAUCUCCACACAUCCACGGCUCUGGGAAACUGGCCACUGGGCCCCUCCUGCUGACGUUUCCAGAUCUAAGAGGGACUUGAACGGCUACGGAACAGCGGAGAACAAACCAGUCGAACCCUCGAUGCGUCUCAAAACCACCAGCAACAAGGAGGCGCUGUGGGUCAAGUCUACCCAGAGAGAGUCUUUAAACGACUUCUCUUCCCGGAUCAAAGAUGUCGAGAGGUCUGAGACGCCAGCGGACUGGAGAUCAAUGCUCAGGCCUGUGCCAAAUGGACAAGGGCUUAACCUGUUGCUCCCUCCCGCCUCACCCAUCGCUGUAAUGAUUGACUGGUUGAGAGUGCAGCCACUGCCAUUCUCCCCCAUCCUCUCGAGUCCCAAGGAGUGCUGCAUCUGCUCUGAGAUGGAGGCCAACCCUUGUCCAACAUUGCCGCAGAACGACACCACUACAAACCCACUGUCUCCCCAAACUGGAGUCUGCUCCGGUACCCCUGCCAUUAGCCACGAAAAUGCAAGAACCCCUUCUAGAAAGCCUCAAAAUGUGUGUGGACGUUGGGAUUUCACAAACUGGUCUGGUUCGCCAUCCACGAAUGCUUCCACGCCUGAAUCAGCUCUGCCCAAGGGCCGGUCCUUCUGUGUGCCUGCAGAACGGAUCCAGCAGGAGCUGCAGGAGAUCGAGGAGCACCUGAGCGACCUGGAGAAGCAGGGAGUGGAGAUGGAGAAACAUCUUCGCCACUGCGAGGCAGAAGGGGAAGAGGAUGCUUUGGACUCAUUAAUGGUGGACUGGUUCAACCUGAUUCAAACCAAGCAGGCUUGCAUCCGCAGGGAAUCUGAGUUGGUCUACAUUGCAAAAACUCAAGAUUUGGAGGAGCAGCAGCCAGGAGUGGAAGGGGAACUGAGGAGACUGAUGGACACACCAGAACAUUUAAAGACCUCAGUGGACCAGCAGAGGGAAGAGGAGCUGAUGGAGAGGCUGAUGGAGAUCAUCAACGACAGGAAUGCCAUCGUGGUGGUGCUGGACGAGGACAGGCUGAGAGAGGAAGAGGAAGAUCAACAGCUGCAUCAAAUGAUGGAAAAACUGGGCAAACGGAGAGAGAAAAGCAAGAAGAAAUCUCCCAUUAAGAAGUUGUUUAGGCGUUUGAGUAAAAAAGACAGCAUGAAGAAUUGAUCCUCGGGGGGGGGGCGUACUGGUGGGCGUGUUCAGCAGCGGGCUCUGAUGUCAUUCGCUUGAUGUUUAUUAGUUUGAAUGGGUUUCGCAUUCCGGUUGAUUUGAGUGAGGCCUUUUUAAGCAUUGAAAGGAAGACCUCUCGUUGUGAUAAGAUGGGUCUGUACUGUAUGUAUGUACACAAAUCGCUAGCCCGCUAACUUCAUCCAGUGAUGUAGCUGAGAUUCUAUGCGGUUUAGUUGUUUUCAGUAAUCAUUUUAAUCGUAUGACUGAAAAUUAUUUUUAAAUAUUGGCGUCUAACUGGCCUCUACUAUUGCGCAGGGUAAAAAUAUUUGAGAAGGUUAAAAUUGCUCAGCUGUAUCCUAAACAUUUAACAUCAUUGUUUUUGUUGCACUGUUUUAAUGGACAUUGGGUUAUAUAGCAUAGUUAAUUACCUUUUGAAUUGGUUUGUUUGUAACGAAUAGUUCAUCUUGGGAGUUAUGAUCAAAUUUUUUUUUUUCUCAGCAUUUACUGAUCUGUGUUAAUGUAAAUUUUGUUUUGCUAAUUUUAAGUCACUGUUCUGAUUAAUCCAUAUUUUAAAAGGUCACCGUUUAACUGUCAAAACAAUGGUUCAAUGGGUGGAUUUUUAUGAAGGUUGUAAUACAAGACACAUUUUUAAAACCAAGUACAGUGCAGAAUAGUCCUGAAUAAUUUGAAUUUCUUUGUGUAUUCAAUGAUGGGUGUUGUAUUAUUUUGGUAUGGGUAUAUGAAGCUGUUUUUCAUCAAAUUUAUCAGCAAUGUGUGAAUUGGGAGUUCCUGGUAUCACUUAUAGGGCCAAUGGCCUACUGUAGUACUGAUGAAUUUCUACCACAAGGUGGCACUGUUGGGUUAUAAUGUAACAAAAAAAAUCACAAAAUGCCACAACCAAGACUUGAGUGGCCACCUUUUAAGUUCAUCUAAUUUAGCAUGACUCACUCUACCAAUGCAAUAAGAUCAAACUGAGACUAAUUAAACAGACUGUAAUUUAAUUGUUUUGAUCCCUUUCAUCAUUUGGUUCAAAAAGUAAUGUUUUCAUGUUUUGUACCCGUUCUUGCAAUGUGUGAACUUCUGUAAUGCAUUGGAAUUAGAAACUUUAUAGAUUGCUGUAGACCAGCUGAAAGAAUUGGAGCAUGUGAUUGAUGCCUUUAGAGUAAAGCUUUUUAAGGUGUGUACUGUAAGAAUUAUUAAUGCGGGUGUACAUGCGUAUUAUUUAUACAAUAUUUAUAUACAUUUUAAGAGUUUGCAGUCAAAUAAAGCAAUUAAUAUUGUACAAUUCAA
This is a messenger RNA of Anguilla rostrata (American eel), 3753 nucleotides long. RefSeq names its product mical-like 2a (gene micall2a). The record is from RefSeq and is a predicted model, not a curated record. Bases 208 to 2460 code for a protein of 750 amino acids. Lineage: Eukaryota; Metazoa; Chordata; Actinopteri; Anguilliformes; Anguillidae. Gene Ontology annotation, molecular function: protein binding. The transcript has 17 exons.